AUGGAACAAGUUUCUUUGGAAGAAGCCCUAGACGAGGACUUCAAUACGCCAAAAGCGAAACACAGAGAUUUUCGUAGCGAUGGCGGAAUUCCGGCGGGUGCCGAAGACGGAGGGCUUUCCGGCGAGGUGCCGAAGACGGAUGGCUUUCCGGCGGAGUGCCGAAGACGGAGGGCUUUCCGGCGGGACGACGAAGACGUAGGUUUCUCAGGCGGGGUGCCGAAAACGCUGGACUGUCCGACGAGGACGAUGACGACUCGUUUGACCGUGCUGGUGACGUCGGUGUCUCCGGAGCGUCGAGUUACCGGCGGCUUGCCAGUGGGCGAUCGCUGCUCCACAAGAUGGCGGUUUCUAAUUUCCCCCGUAUGGUCUCCAGUAUUAGUGGAGAAAACAAUCCAGAGCCACUGUGGGACAAUAAUUGCGGCUAAAAAAACGAGAGAAGGAAAAAUAUUUGUAACAGUGAGAAAUGAAAGUCAGGCCAAAGACCUGGCUAAAAUUGAAAAACUAGUGGACGGAAUUACGGUGAAGAUUUAUGAACAUAAAUCAUUGAACUCCUGCAAAGUGGUAGUGUUCUGCCGUGAUGUGAAAAACGAUACGGACGACGCAAUUCGAGACAUGUUGUCAGAUCAAGGCGUGAUAAAUGUAAAGCAAAUUACGAAGGGCGCGGAGGACAAUAAAAUACCUACCGGCAUUUUCGUGAUAACCGUGAAAGGAACCAGGCCACCUAAAGAAUUCAAAUUGGGUUACCUCCUCUUGCAGACAAGACCAUGGUACCCUAACCCGCUAAGGUGUUUCAAGUGUCUCAAGUUUGGACAUACUAGCAUUAGCUGCCCGGUCAAGGAUAAAAAGUGCAGUAGGUGCAGUGAAGUCUACCAUGAAGAAUGUGGCAACGUAGCAAAAUGUAUUAAUUGUGGUGGUGGGCAUGGUGCAUUUUCCAAAGAGUGCCCAGAAAAAUCGAUUACAAAAGUGAAAGUGGACAGAAACAUUUCGUUUUGGGAAGCCAGACACAUUGUUGAAUCAGAGAGCAAAACAGCUUACUCAGAUACAGUGAUAUCAUCAGUUGAAGAAGAUGUUAAAAAACUUACUAAUGAAAACAAAGCCUACGUAGCUAAAAUCAACGAGCUAAAUGAAGAGAAGAAAAUGUAUGCUGACACCUUGAAAGCUAAAAUGGAAGUACAAUUCGAGACAAAGCUCAUGCAAUACAAAGAAGAAUUGAUCAAAUGUUGCCAGGAAAAUGAAAAAAAAGUGACGGAAAUGCAAACAAAAAUUGAGGAAAUGCAGGAGACGUUAGACUCAGUUCACAAAGCAUACAAGGAAGAAAAACAUAGAAGAAAAAUUGCAGAAAAAGAGGCGGAAAAACUCAAAGAAGAUUGCAACAAGCUCGAAAAUCUAUUGAAAUCAUCAACAAAAAACAGCCCCAAACACACAAGGAGUCUGGAUAACACCUUGCUCUCACCACCUAGGAAGAAAAAAGGAAACACAUCAAUGCAACCAUGUGAACAGAUGGAGUUUGUUGAAUCGGAUUCAGAACAAUCCAUAGGAUCUACCCACCACGACGAUAAUAUGUAG
Molecule: messenger RNA, 1566 nt
Organism: Armigeres subalbatus
Lineage: Eukaryota; Metazoa; Arthropoda; Insecta; Diptera; Culicidae
Molecular function (GO): nucleic acid binding; zinc ion binding
Source: RefSeq, a predicted model, not a curated record